CAUCCUCCGUCUCAACAGAGAGCUUCAAACGGUAAGUAUGACCAUCAGAGUCCUUCUUUCGGCGCCCAACUGGGCGGACAUCCUCCGUCUCAACAGAGAGCUUCAAACGGUAAGUAUGACCAUCAGAGUCCUUCUUUCGGCGCCCAACUGGGCGUUCAAACGGUAAGUAUGACCAUCAGAGUCCUUCAUUCGGCGCCCAACUGGGCGAUUCCAACGGUGAGUAUGACCAUCAGAGUCCUCCUUUCGGCGCCCAACUGGGCGGACCUCUGUCUCAAUCGAGAGCUUCCAACGGUAAGUAUGACCAUCAGAGUCCUUUACUCAGCGCCCAACGGGGCGAUUCCAACGGUGAGUAUGACCAUCAGAGUCCUUCUUUCGGCGCCCAACUGGGCGGACAUCCUUCGUCCCAACAGAGGUCUUCCCAUUCUGCUCAACAGAGAGCUUUAUUUGGCAUCCUCCCGGAUGAUAUGCCUCGGACCCUCCAGGGCGGUGGUUCAUCGUCUCGACAGAGACUAACAGAUGGCCAUCGAGGUAAGUAUGAUCCUCAGUCUCAACAGAGAUGUCGCCAAAUCUCCGGCACCGCGUCGAUCGCUUCUGUUGCCACAUCUUUCGAAAACACACCCUGGAGGCUCGACCGCUGCCAAUCGAUCGCCCUGUCUCACUUGGAUGAGCCUUGGGAGCGAAUGCCGCCGCCGCCUCGUCGAGUUCCUUCGCGCAGCUCGCUGGCGUCUGCAGACACGAUGCGUCACAUUCCCGGCGAAUCGACUCUUUGCUCAAUCCCGCCUUUGAGCCAACGGGUUUCCGACACUGCGCCGACUCGACGAGCUUCCGACGCCAUGUCUUUAGAUCAACAGCUUCCCUCGCCAGAACGCCGAGUUCGAAACAAGCCCUUGAGUCGACAAAUUCACACUUCGCCAGAACGACAGGCUCGAAACAACGCGCCCUCGAACGAACAGGUCUCUCCUGCGACAGCGCUGCCUCCCGCGAACGCUUCGAUCCCCCGGGACCCUCGACUCCCAUGUGUCGAACGCGACAACUCCGCAAUCGACCGCAAGCCUCUUCAGGCCAAUAGCCUGAUCAAGAGAACGAAGCCAUCGCCACAUCGGACCCCUCGAGCCAUCGUCCCUUGUAAGAGAAGCGAGCGCCCCUCAAGCUCGAUCGACAGCUCAGUUUCCUCGAGAUGCGGCAUGUCUCCCAAGGCACGUGGGAAAGAGCUUCUGCGACAGGCGCGACUCCAUCUCAGCGCACACCCGCCAAUUCAGGGCUCUGUCAUCGGCUCGAUCCACAGCACCGAAAGCGACGAGUCCGAGUUCAAGCUCGUUGAACGUGAUGGGGAGUUUACCGUGGAGUUCAAGGCUCAACAGCUUCGGCCCGCCACGGACAUGCCUACAUACCGUUGCUGCAACUGCGACGAAAAGGGCCACGCUGUCAUUGACUGUGUCAUACCCCAAGCAGAUGGCUACGUUUGGGGAUGCGUUUGGUGCAACUCGAGGACUCACAACUGGGACGAUUGCCAGGCGCCCGACAAACCCAAGGCCCCCGAAGCUAUCCUCUACAUGCUCGUCGUUCGCCGCGGUCGCAAGCCUCCGAUUGUCACAACAGUGUCCUGGUACAACCUUUUCAUGGACUCCUACAAGGGUUUCAAGCUUCAGGUGCGCAAUCGUGGGGAGCACGUCUCUGCCAAAGAGUGCCUCGUGGACAUGGCCCUGGCAGCAGGGUUUCCUCUGACGCAGGCGCGAUCCAUGUGGAUGCGCAUCAACGACCCCGAUCCGCUGAUCAAGUACGACUAUCACAAGAUGGGUACCUCUUCAUUGCCCGUCGAUCCCGCCACCAAGGACAUUGACACUCUUGUCAGGGGCCACUGGCUUCAGUGGGAGUACUUUGGUGGGCAUGUCGCCUUUUGGGCCCAGUACGGCAUGUUUGUUGGCGGGGACAAGAAGACGAACCCGCAGGCUAUAUCGGAGAAUAUGGCAGUGUUUCACUUUGGGGAGCGUCCUGCGUGAUGAUGAGGCCGAGGAGGAUGAGGCCUGGGAGGAUUUGAAAGGCAUCGCCGGGUUGGAUUGAGAGGCUCAGCCGGGGAGGACUUGCAAGGCUCAGCCGGGUUGGAUUGAAAGGCAUCGCCG
This is a messenger RNA of Colletotrichum godetiae, 2120 nucleotides long. RefSeq lists its product as uncharacterized. The transcript is spliced from 2 exons. Gene Ontology annotation, molecular function: zinc ion binding; nucleic acid binding. The record is from RefSeq and is a predicted model, not a curated record. Bases 465 to 2000 code for a protein of 511 amino acids. NCBI's taxonomy places the organism in Eukaryota, Fungi, Ascomycota, Sordariomycetes, Glomerellales, Glomerellaceae.